Molecule: messenger RNA, 3056 nt
Organism: Capra hircus (goat)
Lineage: Eukaryota; Metazoa; Chordata; Mammalia; Artiodactyla; Bovidae
Gene: VSTM5
Product: V-set and transmembrane domain containing 5
Exons: 3
Coding region: 24-713 (229 amino acids)
Biological process (GO): filopodium assembly; positive regulation of excitatory synapse assembly
Cellular component (GO): axon; dendrite; plasma membrane
Source: RefSeq, a predicted model, not a curated record
CGGCCGGCGCGGCGGGCGCGCUCAUGAGGCCGCCGCCGGGCGGAAGGACGCGGAGCCGCGGCCUCUCGCUGGGAGUCCUCGCCCUCUGCGUGGCCGCCGCCCGCUGUCUGCAGAGUCAGGGCGUAUCACUGUACAUUCCCCAGCCUGCCAUCAACGCCACGGUGGAAGAGGACAUCCUGCUCUCGGUUGACUACUCCUGCCAUGGGAUCCCCACCAUCGAAUGGAAGUACACGUCCAGCUGGGGAGUGCAGAAGAUCGUGGAGUGGAAGCCGGGGACUCAGGCCAACAUCUCCCAGAGCCACAAGGACAGGGUGUGCACCUUCGACAACGGCUCCAUCCAGCUCUUCAGCGUGGGCGUGCGGGACUCCGGCUCCUACAUCAUCACGGUGACCGAGCGCCUGGGGAGCAGCCAGUUUGGCACCAUCGUGUUGCACGUCUCAGAGAUCCUCUAUGAAGACCUCCACUUUGUCGCUGUCUUCCUUGCUUUUCUUGUUGCUGUGGCUGCACUGCUGAUCAGCCUAAUGUGGGUUUGUAAUAAGUGUGCCUAUAAAUUCCAAAGGAAGAGAAGACACAAACUCAAAGGUAAUUCUCUGGGCCUUGUGAUAAUUGAUGCCCAUGUUACCUUCUUCUUACCAAGAAAGCACCCCCAGCUGAGUGGCAACUCACAGUCAGUGUGUCUUUUGCUUUGCAGAAAGCACAACAGAGGAGAUUGAGCUGCAGGAAGUAGAGUGUUAGCCAAGGCCAGACCCAGUGACAUUCCUACCUCAAGAGGAAGAUGUGAUUUUCCAACGAAAGGAACACACGUGGCCAGUCCUGCCCGAGCCUUUUGUUCUGCCAUAGCCACACGUUGCUGCUGGGGUAGCUGCAUGUUGACGAAGCUGACUGCCUGGAGCUGGACUCUGGAUUGGACCACGUCAGUCCCAGUGGCGUGGAGGUCAACGAGGAGGAGGGCGGGGCUGUGAGCUGGCGCUGUGCUCAGCCGUGGGGCCGCGGCGGCCCAGUGCCCAGUCUGCUUUCUCACUGCACUCUGCUUGGCGGGGCAGGGGGCACUGGAGGGGUCCCCGUGCCCAUGUGCUUGUGCUCAGUCAUUUCUGACUCUGUGACCCCAUGGACUGUAGCCCACCAGGCUCCUCUGCCCAUGGGAUUCUCCAGGCAAGAACACUGCAGAGGGUUGCCAUUUCCUCCUCCAGGGGGUCUUCCCAACCCAGGGAUCGAACCCGUGUCUCCUGUGGCUCCUUGCCUUGCAGAUGGGUUCUUUACCUCCUGAGCCAUCAAUAAGCCCCAUAGCAGAGGCAGGAGUGUUUCCAGACCAAGCAUGCUGCGCUGUAACAUGCUCUCUGUGCUCUGGUCUUCUCUGCCUGUGGCCGCCUCCAGCUUCUCCUGUGGGGACUGCUGUGAGCACCUCUCAGAGUAGGGAGAGCACCCCCUCCUCCCUGUGGCUUGGAGCUUUAGGGAGAAGAGCUAAAUUUAUUCUGGGGGGACCACCAUUGGGAACAAGGGACAGGGAGAGAAUUGCCUUUCUUUUCCUCUCUCACUCCAGGGUGAAUUAGACUUUCCCUCCUGAGGCCCCAGGGGAGGCCACUGUGAGGAGAGCAGCUCAUCUCCACGCAGGUGGCCCCAUGACAAGCUGGGGACACCACCUGUGUGAAGGCUGCGGCUGCAGGAUGGGCAGGAAAGUCACUGCGGGCUUCAAACCUACUCCCUCAGUCACUCACGCUUCCUAGCACGCCAGGGCCUCGCUGGCUCCCAGCGGGCUGGGGAACACCUGGCCCUCGCCUACCUCACCCUCAAAGUAUCAAGCAAAGCCCACAGUAGCACAGAGCACUCUGAGCAAUUAAAGGAAGCUGUGAAGAAUCUUCCAGAGCCUAGGACUCAAUGAGCGCUGUGCCGGGUCCUGGAGAAAGUCAAGCACCCUAGAGUGCUGGGGCUUCACGUGCCACUGGGGAUGGGCCACAGCUGGCCCCGGCCCUUAGCCUCCGAAGUCACUGGCCACCGUGGGUACCUGUAUUUCUCCAUGCCAGCCUCCUUUCAGCAAGCUCUAAAGCAGGCCUGAAUUUAUCUUCCGUUCUCCUCUUUCUCUCCAACAUCCUUAGCUACAAGUCAAAGGUACCAUUCCGUUUAUUGGUGGAAUUUGACCUUAUUAGCUGUGUCUCCAGCCCUCAACUGCAGAUUCACCCAUUCACACAUGAAGGAGACCUAGAACAUUCUCUUCUCCCUCCCUCCAAGUCCCAAGUGUCCAUAUCACUUCCAGAAAGUUGUCUGGAGACAUCAGUAUGAGGCUUUUGCCUACAUACUGUCUCCAGGGUUACAGCAAGGAAUCUUUUGGGGUUAUGGGAGCUAUCAUCGAUCCAGAGGCAUUACUUGAUUCAGAAUGCCAGAGAGCAGCUAAUCUGCAUGACUGAUUUGUAGCCCAAGUGCAUGACAGACAUGGGUCACCUCAGGCCGCCUCUCGGUCACAGAGGCAUACACAGACACACCUGUGCCCUUUCCCCAUGCAGCAGCCAGUGGAACCAGACCUCCACCACGGAGGGUUUCUUGUACUGGUCUCCAGCACCAUGAGGAAGCAGGAUGAGACAGGCCAGAAAGGAUCAACCUGACUGUCCCUUUUUCACACAGCAAGCCCAUCAGCAGGAAAUCGGAUUAAAUCUAGUUAGCUCCCAGAACCUCUGUCCUCUUGACACCUUACCUGCUUUCCAGAACUCUGCCUCUCAGCUUCUCAGAAGUCAAGGGUGGAAAUCUUCGUAUAAAAGGAGAAGCUGAAAAGAAUACCCAGCGAGAUGUACCAAUCCAGAUAUAAAUUAAAUUUGCUCCCCCACCCCAAAUCUUCAUCAAAGGUUGUUCCUUCAGCUUUCCAUGUCUCUAUUUUGCACUUUGAAAGUUCCCCCAGUUUGAAUAUUCCUGUGGAAAGUUCUUGAUUCUUGAGCCUGGGAGUUCUACUUUCCAAAAAAGAAAAUAUUAAAUCAUAGAGGUUUAGCCACUGAACAUGUUAAACUGUAAGUUAUGUUUCAAGCUGUGAAAAAAAAUAAACUUUUAAAGGCUGAAAUAAAACCUAAAAA